Molecule: messenger RNA, 2763 nt
Organism: Laetiporus sulphureus 93-53
Lineage: Eukaryota; Fungi; Basidiomycota; Agaricomycetes; Polyporales; Laetiporaceae
Product: RNB-domain-containing protein
Exons: 2
Coding region: 1-2763 (920 amino acids)
Biological process (GO): mRNA catabolic process
Cellular component (GO): P-body; exosome (RNase complex)
Molecular function (GO): RNA binding; 3'-5'-RNA exonuclease activity
Source: RefSeq, a predicted model, not a curated record
AUGAUUCCUCAAGCAUCUUAUGACAAGCUUGAGUUGACAUCCAAAGGUCUGGUCUCCGCCGCUGUUACCAAGGACCAUAAAGUGGGAUGGAAGCAUCCCAGAGGCCCCGAAGGCGAGACUCGUAGGCUGACAAGUGCGGUCAAGGGAUAUCAAAACCCUGCCAGGCCUCCCUCUCAAGAAAAGGAGCAAUUCAUCUCAGCAACAGAAGAUGACGACCCAUUCACGAGCCUUGAAAUGGAAGAGGGCUACUCUGAGCAGAGGUUCCAGCCUGGGACAUUGGUAGAGGUUCGCAGGAGUGGAAUUACCGCACUCGGAGUCGUUGUGACGGACAUGGGUGAAAACGGGAGAUGGGUGACCUUGACGCUGACCACCAACGGCGAGACGUGGCCACACAAAGCCGGCGAUGUCAUGUUCGCUGUGCCACACUUCGUCUCGACAGACCUUGUGCACAGGUGCGGGAAAGAAAUCGUGGCUCUGAAUGAUCACGAGGUGGCUGCUCGCGUCCGAGUACUCAAACACCUGCGUAACUUCGAGUUGGAAUAUGAGCGCAAACUCACGGAACUCUACUACAAAUUGCGGACCCUAUACGACCACUUCAAGGACCCCGACCGUGAUGCAUGGACAUACGUGACGUCUGCUCAGGCAGCGAGGAUCAUUGACCCUGAUUCUGAAACAAUACCUCUUAUGACAAAAUACACGGUCCACGGCUAUCUCUUCUCAAAAUACAAGCAUUUUGUCGCAGAUCAUUCUCAAUUCUUAGCGAAGGGCCUCUUCUGGGUCAGGCCACAGCGAGAAUUGGAAGAUAUAGAGACGGUCGAGCGGAUGGUUUUGCAGAAAGAUUCGCACGUAGACAAAUUCGCGGAGAAGGCCAAGAUUAUCGUUCAGCGCGCACGCUCGAGAGAACGCCAGGAAUGGCGGUCAUCCCUUUCAUAUGAGGUGGACGAACACCACCAUUUCAACCAUGAAGAUAUCACAAUCAUCCGCAUCCUGCAUGAUUCCUUGAUCCCACGGCGAGCGGUCCAGAAGGACCCGUAUUCUGUGUCAACCUCGACUAUUAUCAAGAAGACGGGCUUAUAUCCAGGCGUCGAUGUUGACGAUGGCGUUGUCCACCGUUUUUUGAUGGAACUUGGUGUCUGCCCUCCAUGGCAAGAUGCGGUGACCCGCCAGCCUACACUAUGGUGGUCCACGGAUCCGAAGGGUACCGUGCUGGAGGCAGUGGAAGAUCCCAUUAAACUCGCUUCUCCCUUGACACAACCUCUGGGGCCGGAGGACUACUACUCCCAUGAUAUCGUGGACUCACUGCGUCACGAUUUCGGUGACAUGCCGGUCUAUGUCAUCGAUGAUGCUACUGCUGAAGAAUUGGACGAUGGCAUUUCACUGGAGCGCAUACCAAGUGAGCCGGAAACCGCCUGGCUACAUGUCCAUAUUGCAGACCCAACCUCUGUCUUGCCACCCGGACAUGUGCACUCUCGCCGUGCUGCCGUGCUGAAGGAGACUCUCUACUUCGUGGAACGGACAAUACCGAUGUUGCCGCAUAACAAGGUUUUGGAAAAGCUCAGCUUGGGUCGAGCGGGUGGGGAACCUCAAUGUGUCAUGACGUUCAGUGCAAAGGUCGAUGUACAGGGGAACAUCCUCGACUACAAGGUUCGGCCCGGUAUCGUGAAGAAUGUACAGAUCAUGACAUAUGAUGCGGUGAACGACGCGAUGAAUGAGCCCAAUGUAUCCAAUCGGUACCCAUUCGGCGGAGAGGACAUCGAAACUGCAAAUCCUGCUGCACCUCUCGACAAGGCUGUUGUGGAUGACUUAUCAUUUGUGCAACGUCUCACGAAAGGUCUCGUUCACAAACGAUUGCAAAACGGACUGCUCCAGUUCUGCUUGCCAAGUGUUGACAUGUCAAUCACACCCAAGCCCAUCCCCGAUGUGCCGUCGGUGUUGAAGACGAUGCAACCAUACAAGUGGUUUGGAUUCCCACAAGUGAAAUAUGCCGUGUCGGAUUUUCGCUCGUACGAGACUGGAUCCCGGCAAAUAGUCUCCGAGUGCAUGAAGACAGCCUGUCGUGUCGCGUCUAUGUUCUUGAGAGAUCAUGACGUGCCUGCCAUUCAUCGUGUGGCUGCAGGUUUGACGAGCACUGUACCGGGCGGCAGAGAGCGGUUGCUCGCCAGUCGUGACCCCGAUGGCUUUGUCGACUACUUCCAAGCCAUGAACGAGGGAAUUAUGUACGCGGCCGGUACGUACGACAUCAAGCCGGGUGCUCAUGCAACCUUGGGCAUCCCCGAGGGCGAAGGUUAUGUCAGAGUAACGUCGCCUCUCCGGCGCUUCAGUGACAUGUUGACGCACUGGCAGAUCAAACACCUGCUGCUGUCGCCCGGUGGCAGGCGGGCGCGGAUGGUCUCGGACGAAUGGCUCCAGGACUUUGCGAGGGCCACGGGCUUUAAGGAGCACCAGGACAAGCGUGCGGGGGCCGUGCAGAAUGACUAUUACGCGCAUCAGUUCAUCGAGAGAUGGAUGUUCGAGCGGCAACAGGGCUGGCGGGAUGGGCCGGGCCCACUUGACUCGCUCGUCGGGAGGUUCACCGAGGUUCUUAUGAGGAACGCGCUGAAACAGGAGUUCCAGCAGCCGGUGGUAAUACCAGAGCUGGGACUGAAAGCUACGUUGACCGGCCUGGAUUCCGAUUUCUCUGGCGCUGUUGGAGAGUCGGUCGAUAUUAAAAUUGCGUCGAUCCGGCUUGGGAUGAAACCAUACAUGACUGUCGUGCGACGUUAA